AUGGAGUCAGAUCCAUAUACCAUUCUAAAGGGGGUUUCCUUAGUGGUGGAAUGUGGAGUCGUUUCUGAUCCAGAAGGGCGAGGAUGGAGAAAAACCCAUUUACUUUGUGAACAAGGAAGAAUGAGGCCUACAGACUUGCUUAGAGUUCUGAACAAGCAGUUUCUUGGACUCGCCGGUGACACUGCAAAUGUCGUUGCUAAGAAGCUAACAUCGCCUCCUCCUCUCGUGUCCCGCAAACCAGCGUUUAUAGAUGCAUUUCUGUACAAGAUGAAAAAGAAUCCAGAACUUCUGAAGAACAAAAGCAUUUGGUCACGGAGAUCCACUAUCUUGCCAGAAUUUGUUGAUUCCCAAGUCAAGAUUUACAACGGGAAAACCAUGAUUCGUUGUAAGAUCACCGAGGGAAAAGUCGGUCAUAAGUUUGGUGAGUUUGCUCUCACCAGGAAACGCAAAUCUAGAGACCAACCUAAUGCCAAAGUGAAACAACUCAAGAAAAAGAAGUGA
Messenger RNA from Vicia villosa (hairy vetch), 501 nucleotides. RefSeq names its product small ribosomal subunit protein uS19B-like. Gene Ontology annotation, biological process: translation; ribosomal small subunit assembly. The record is from RefSeq and is a predicted model, not a curated record. Gene Ontology annotation, cellular component: ribosome; cytosolic small ribosomal subunit. NCBI's taxonomy places the organism in Eukaryota, Viridiplantae, Streptophyta, Magnoliopsida, Fabales, Fabaceae. Gene Ontology annotation, molecular function: RNA binding; structural constituent of ribosome. Bases 1 to 501 code for a protein of 166 amino acids. The transcript has 2 exons.